Molecule: messenger RNA, 1302 nt
Organism: Aspergillus fischeri NRRL 181
Lineage: Eukaryota; Fungi; Ascomycota; Eurotiomycetes; Eurotiales; Aspergillaceae
Product: CrcB-like protein
Exons: 1
Coding region: 1-1302 (433 amino acids)
Biological process (GO): fluoride transmembrane transport
Cellular component (GO): membrane
Molecular function (GO): fluoride transmembrane transporter activity
Source: RefSeq, a predicted model, not a curated record
AUGCAGCAAUCGUCCCAAGACCAGCCCGCUGGUCUCUCUGAAAGUACUGCUCUACCUCCUACGCCCUCAGACCCUCCUCAGCGUCAGUCCUGGUCAUCCACCGGCUACGCGCUGCCUCCCACCACCGAAAAGCCUCCCUCGGCUCCCAUCGAACCUACACCCGCAAAGCGUACUCCCACCAUACAACCGCUCUCCAAACAUGCCACUCACCUCUUCACACUUUCAUACCUCGUCUUCUUCUCCAUCUUCGGCACCCUGGCCAGGCUGGGCCUGCAAGCGCUCACCUUCUAUCCCGGCGCGCCCGUCAUAACCGGCGUCCUAUGGCCCAACGUGGGCGGCUCCCUCCUGAUGGGCUUCUUCCUUGAAGACAAGAAUCUCUUCCGCGAAGAAUGGGGUCAACCGCCCCCUCAUAGCCCCAGCGAAGCCAGCGACGCUGCGCGCCAAUACGCACAGAACCAUAAAUCGGUCAAGAAGACCAUCCCGCUCUACAUCGGCCUCACCACCGGCUUCUGCGGCAGCUUCACCUCCUUCUCCUCCUUCAUCCGCGACGUCUUCCUCGCCCUGACAAACGACCUCCCCGACCCAUCCGUCUCAUCAAUAACUUCCCGAAAUGGCGGUUACAGCUUCAUGGCCCUCCUCGCCGUCCUCCUCACCACCGUCGCCCUCAGCCUCUCAGCACUCAUCUGCGGCGCCCACCUCGCCCUCGCCUUCGACCGCUUCACUCCUUCCUUCCCCUUCCGUCUCACCCGCCGCGUCCUCGACCCGCUCUUCGUCCUGCUGGGCUGGGGCUGCUGGCUCGGCGCCGUCUUCCUAGCUAUCUGGCCACCGGAUCGCUCCGCCAGCACCAACGCCCCAGACACCUGGCGCGGGCGCGCCGUUUUCGCCAUCGUCUUCGCCCCGCUCGGCUGUCUCCUGCGGUACUAUCUUUCGGUAUACCUCAACCCGCGCGUGCCCGCGUUCCCGCUGGGGACUUUCACCGUGAAUAUCUUCGGCACGAUCGUGCUGGCCAUGUGCUUUGAUCUGCAGCGGGUGGACGGGAUCGGGACUGUGAUUGAGGCAGAUGCGCGCUCGGCGCCGUAUGCGAUCCUCACGAGUUGUCAGGUGCUCCAGGGCGUCAUAGAUGGCUUUUGUGGCUGCGCGACGACGGUGAGUACCUGGGUGGCGGAGCUGAAUGGGCUCAGUCGACGGCGACAGGCGUAUGUGUACGGUGUGGGAAGCGUCGCCGUUGCACUGGGGUUUUUCGUGGUGAUCGUGGGCUCGCUCGGUUGGACUCGGAGUUUUGUCGACCCUGUUUGUACAUAA